Tuber aestivum (summer truffle) is the source of this 2525-nucleotide messenger RNA. Lineage: Eukaryota; Fungi; Ascomycota; Pezizomycetes; Pezizales; Tuberaceae. The record is from the annotation of a GenBank genome assembly.
GUGUGCCGUAUCGUUUCUUUCUCUCUGCUUCACUCACCUCACCCCCCCUCCAUUCUUUCCAUUGCCGUCCGUUAAAUACCCAAGGGUCUACCGCGCAGCUCGUGAUCAUGGUCCAAACUCGGUCUCAGACUGGAAAGACUCCAAGGUACGUAUGAUGUGGAUACGACGCAAUUCGUUUGUUCCUUUCCCCCCCUUCCCCCUCUCUGUUGUCAUUUGCUCCCGUUUUGCUUCCUAUUCCCCUCGCGAUUCUAACACCCCCCCCCCCCCAUAGGAAGCAGGAAUAUCCAGGUCUGGUCCCGACACCAGCUGUUAGGCGUUCACGUCCCAGUAGCGUUAAGCCGACACCGGAACCCGAAUUCGAGCCCCUCACACCGUCCCCGACGCCUGAGAAAUCUGCUUUCGAGGUCGUGAUGGAGUUCAAGUUGAGGGGGAUGCCCUACGGGGAGAAUGGCUCAGCCAAUGGAUCGACCGUUCCCAAGGGACCCGCGGCGAGUGACGUCGCUGCGAGGGACAAUCUCAAGAUGGGCUACGAUCACAGGGUCGACAAUAGCGGUGAAUUCGAGUUUGGGGGCGUCUGGGGUACUGGGCUUGUUAUGGUCUUCUUCCCGCUGCUCAUGUGGUACAUGUGGGUUGGCCAGGUCUACUACAAUUCUCAAUUCCCCAUGCCGGAGAAGGGAGAGGCGAUUGGCGAUUUUGCAGCCAAGCUCGUAAAGUUGGCUUAUGAGGUAUGAGGAGUUUGGAUGUUUUUUUUGUUUUUAUCUUUCCCCUGUACGUGUGAUUGCGCUACGUUUUUUUUUUUUUUUUUUUUUGUUGUUGACGGAACUACGGAUAGUGCUCGUACCCUACAGGAAAGGCUUGGUUGGUCUACUGGGGGUUCUUGGCUUACCAGAGUUUACUCUACGUCACGCUCCCUGGUGUCUGGGCCAAAGGAAACCCCAUUCCUCACAGGAACAACGUUCGCCUCGAUUACUACUGCAAUGCCAUCUGGGCUUUCUAUUUCACCAUCGCCACUGUCAUUGUCUUCCAUGUGACUCGAAUUCUCCCAAUCACCUUCUUGGUGGACGAGUUUGGGUCCCUUCUGAGCGUUGGCAUUCUCUCAGGUAUUCUGGUCAGCUUUGUGGGCUAUUUCAGCGCAUUAUAUCGGGGCGCUCAGCACAGGAUGACUGGGCGAUUUGUCUACGAUUUCUUCAUGGGGGCUGAAUUGAACCCCCGUAUCUUUGGUUUAAUGGAUCUGAAGAUGUUUUUUGAAAUCAGGCUUCCCUGGUUCAUCCUGUUUCAUGUGUCUUGCGCUGCCGCCGUUAAGCAGUACGAGACUUUGGGAUAUGUCACUCCCCAGGUUGCUUUCUUUCUUUUGGCUCAUUGGCUGUACACCAAUGCCUGCUGUAAGGGAGAGGAGCUGAUUGUCACUACCUGGGACAUGUCGCACGAAAAAUGGGGUUAUAUGCUCAUCUUCUGGAACAUGGCUGGUGUUCCUCUGACCUACUGCCAUGGUGUUCUUUAUCUCGUCAGGCACGACCCUUCCAUAUACCGGUGGUCCACUGGUGUCAAUGUCUCCCUCUACGCCUUCCUUCUCUGCGCGUAUUAUGUCUUCGACACGUGUAACAGUCAGAAGAACAGGUUCAGACAGGUGGAAAAAGGAACACUGGUUGUCAGAAAGGCCUUCCCCCAAUUGCCAUGGCAGACCCUCAAGAACCCCAAAUUCAUCAGGUGCAAGAAUGGCGGCACACUACUCACCAGCGGGUGGUGUAAGUCUGCUCGACCACAAGUGAUGUACAUCUCGUGACGAUAACUAAUCGAGCGUUUUUACAGACGGCCUCGCCAGGAAGGUUCACUACACGGCUGACUUUUGCCAACUGACCUCCUGGGGCUUGAUCUGCGGCUUCGCCAGUCCCCUCCCAUGGUUUCUACCCGCCUUCUUCAUGACUAUGAUCCUCCACCGCGCCUGGAGGGACACCGACCGGUGCGCAAAAAAGUACGGCGCCGACUGGGAGGAGUAUAGGAGACAGGUUCCAUACCUAUUUAUUCCCGUAAGCCCCUGCCACCCCUCCUCCCUCUCUACAAAGCUAAUAUUUCGAACAUAGUACGUUAUUUAAGCAUCACCACCGCCACCGGAACCUCACUCCGCUGCAUGCCAAAAAGAAACUGCUAAAUCUCGUGUUUGCCCCAAUUGUUUGUCAUUUGCCGGCCAGUUGUGUGCCCUUUGGGCGGAUAACAGGAAAUGUGGAGCUUAAUAAUUUUUCACUAUUUUCUUUCCUGUAGAUAACGCCGUUUUUAUUUUAUUUCCUUUGAUGACGGUUGACGGGAACUGUUGUGACUAUUAUUUUUCCUAGCGUGUUUUGGGGAUGUGUGUGCUGGCUAGGUUUAUGAGCCUGGGCCUUUAUUUUAAUGUUUUCUGGAUGCGGUGGGAGGGGUAGGGACGUGAAGUGUACGGUAAUGUAUAAGGAAGGAAGGAAGGAAGGAAGGAAGGAAGGUGGGGGGGGAGCAUGUCAUAGAAUGUGCCGCCGCAUAAAUGAUUUCAAGUACUA